Molecule: messenger RNA, 831 nt
Organism: Marasmius oreades (fairy-ring Marasmius)
Lineage: Eukaryota; Fungi; Basidiomycota; Agaricomycetes; Agaricales; Marasmiaceae
Exons: 3
Coding region: 14-679 (221 amino acids)
Biological process (GO): proton motive force-driven mitochondrial ATP synthesis
Molecular function (GO): proton-transporting ATP synthase activity, rotational mechanism
Source: RefSeq, a predicted model, not a curated record
CCGCGGUCGUCCAAUGCUCUCUUUCCCAUCGUUGACAAUGUUGCUCGCGUCUGCUGCACGUACGAUUCCCGUUACUCCAACUACAGGUCGCCGAGCUGCUUCAGCUAUUGCCACUAAGUAUUCCAAUGCUGUCUACGCGGCUGCUCUCGCAAAGUCACCCCAGGUUCUCAGCCAAGUUCAUACCGAACUCGCCCAUGUAGCCGCGACCAUGAAGCAAACGCCAGAAGUCAAUGCUUUCAUCCAUAAUCCCACUCUCUCCGCCAAAGACCGGGGAGCUGGUUUGAACUCCCUCUUUUACCGCAUAGAGUCUUCUGGUGCAAAGAAAACUCCCAUAUCCGAUAUCACGAAGAACCUCUUGGCAGUCUUGUCGGAAAACGGCCGUUUAGGAGAGAUGGAAGGCGUUAUUGAAGGCUUCAACGACCUUAUUGCGCAAUACAAAGGAGAGCUCACGGUCACCGUUACUUCUGCUGCACCUCUUCAGAAGGAUAUACUCGGCCGCCUCGAAACGAUCCUCAAACAGUCCCAAGCCGCCCAGAAGGCCAAAACUAUCAAACUCACCAACAAGGUUAACGCAUCCAUUCUCGGAGGAAUCGUUGUCGAUUUUGGCGACAAGACCAUUGAUCUCAGCGCUCAAUCUCGCGUCACGAAGCUUAAUAACGCACUACACCAGGCUGUUUGAGCAUCGCGGAUAACCCACCUCGAUUGGGCGGAGGAAGGUUGUUCUACGGCACUCCUCUCUUGUUGCGUUUGUAGACAGCAAUAAACCUAUAUGCGUUCUCUCGGUUCGAGAGUGUUGUCGCCCUCGUUGAAUGUUCAGAUCGCAACACACGC